Sphaeroforma arctica JP610 is the source of this 3462-nucleotide messenger RNA. RefSeq lists its product as hypothetical. Lineage: Eukaryota; Ichthyosporea; Ichthyophonida. Gene Ontology annotation, cellular component: membrane. The coding region runs from base 294 to 1523 and encodes 409 amino acids. The transcript has a single exon. The record is from RefSeq and is a predicted model, not a curated record. Gene Ontology annotation, biological process: transmembrane transport.
CCAGAUUGCAGAGUGGGCCGUGAACGAAUGCAAUUUAAAUAUGCAUGGCCCUCUUCACUGUCUUCAGAAAUGAUUUGUCCUCUGGUAUUGAGAAUCCAUUUUUAAUCCAGCGACAAUUCCAGAAUUUCUCUCUCUAGGGGGGGCAUGAGUCGGUCGGAUUGGCAAGAUCAUUCAAAUAUCAUCGGCAAAAGAAAUUGCUAAUUGUAAUAAAUAUGUAAUAUGGAUCCUGGAUUCCUGGUGAUUUCAUAGAAUAAUCGAUUACAGGUCUACCACACUCAAAUGAACGCUUCACAAUGUCCGAUUCACUAGGAGAGACUGUUAUCAAUGUUUUACAAAUAUGCGGUGCGAUGUACGCGAUCAUGCUCUGUGGCUACAUAUCAGCAGCGAGGGAAAUUAUCAGCGUGAAAGGAUAUGAAGGGAUAGGGGCAUUUAUCAUGGGCUUCUCAAUGCCGAGCAUGAUUUACUAUGCUGUAGCCACCACAAACAUCUACGAGAUAGAUCUGCAGCUGGUGCUAUGUGUAGGAGUAUUCACAGCAAUGGCGAUGUUCCUUAGCUUUAGCAUGCCCGCCCUAUUCAAUAUCGUACCGUUCGGCGGUGCGAACAAUCCGAAGGUAUCCGUGCUUGUCUGGGGGGUUACUUUUACAAAUGCAGUCGCUCUAAACAACGCGUUAGUAAUGGGCGUGCCCGUUAUGGUAGGAAUGUAUGGGUCAGAUCUGGAAGCGCUGCAGUUUGUGAUUGUGAUGUUGCAGGUGGUCUUCCUGUUCCCGAUCGUGUUCGUCUUGUAUGAGAUCGACGCAGUACUGAAUUCGGACACUGGCGGUCAACACAAUACACCGCAAAGGGCAUCGACUGAAAAGGAUAAACAAGUUGAAGCGAGUGAUACGUAUUUGCGACAAUCCAAGUCAGAUGUUACGGACACUAUAGAUGUUGCAGGUACCAGUGAACAAUUCGAUUUAGACCAGGAGUCCGAACCACAACGCAGGCCGUCAAAUGUGAGCAUAUUGAGUGAGAGAAGCUCUAUAUCAGUAGUGGCCAAUGUUAUUAGAAGCGUAAUAACCAACAAAGUCAUCGUAGCUGUGAUCGGAGGUGUGGCAUGGUCGAGCAUAUGGAAUUAUUUCAAACCAAAUGAGGACAUGCCCCUAUUUUUGGAUAUGUUCUUUAGCUGGUUCGCAGACUCGGUAUACGGACUGAGUCUCUUCAACGUUGGAUACUUCAUGCGAAUGCAAUCGCUUGUUCCUCCUCGUAACCUGCUGUUACAAAUACUAUUCGUGCUGUUCCUCAAGUUCGCCGUAGCCCCUGCUCUCAUGACUGUAUGUGCCAUACUCUCUGGACUGGAAGGUGAAAAAUUCAAGUCAAUAAUUAUACAGUCGUUCAUCCCUUCAGGCACCGCUUCCUUCGUGUUUGCAAACCACUACAAUGUGAAGCAAGAAGUCGUGGGUCCGGUUGUGAUGUGGGGCUCUCUCUUAUCCCUACCUGCUGUGCUCGUGGGAUUUUUCAUUGUGGAAGCUGCAACUGAUUUCUGAAGGCGUUUUGCUAUAUUGUAUUAGAUUGUAUCUUUAGGGGCAGGAUAGCCAAAGUCACCUGACCUUUGAAUUUGCAAGUCCAGAACAGCGAAGAAAGGAUCAAAAUUCCGAGGAAAUUAGGACAGACUUUUAGGAAACUUGCGGAUGCGCAGGAGAAUGGAUGAGGCCAAAAUAGAGUUUACGUAUGCUGGGACUUGAGAGAAUGGCCAUUAUCGAGACGUGGUAUCAAACACUGAGACAUCGAAAAUCAUAGAAUUGCAGAUUUGUUGCCAUGAGACGACAAGCUCUAUGAGUGACUUCAAAUUACACUCUUGAGGUGCAUAGUCCGAUGUCUAUAUUGCGGAUGUGAUCAACAGGCAUAUUCACAGCCUGGCAUAGACCAAACAUCAUUGCACGAUAUCUGAGAACACACUGUAUGUCACAUAUCGGUCGCGAAUGUAUACACAUCUCGUCGACAAAGAGUUUGGUGUGCCCCAAUGGAUGCUACUACUACAAUAUGCCAUUUCGCGGACUGAGCGACACCUCGAAGUAUGUCCAUACCCAGUGUUGUGAGCUAUAACCGCAAUAGUGGGGUUUGGAUUUUAUAUACGAUGGAUAUUCCUCGCUCGCAUCGACUGCCUGGAAGUCAUAGGCCGCAUUGUGGUCAGGACACCUUGAGUGCUUGACGCGACUGAGGCGGAUAGACUCCGUUUAAAAACCUACAGCAGCGUAUUCACUACGAACUAUUACAUAAAGCAAACAUAACUACAAAUUUGUUCAGGAAUGCAUCGAACAGCACUGUGUGGGGGCCAGUUAUAACGGGCCGAGAUUCGCCCAAUCCGGGACCAUAAAAAUAUUAUGCUUUAAAAAUAAAGAAAUUCGGUUGAAGAGUGUCUCUCCGCGAAAAGGAGAUCGAUUCAAUCUUCACAUAGGUAUGCUAAUUGUAGUUUUAUUGGAGUGAAUAUCUACUCUAGCAUGCAGUGUCGAUCUGCAACUGCUAAACUCCAACCGAAUGCUAUACGUAGUUGCCAAAAAGAACCUUGUGGCAAUGUGAUGCUCUCAUUGAACCGAAUACGACCAUUCACACUCCACUGUGGCAUCCAUGUCACAUCUCCUGUCGGCCUUUGUAGAUUAUUGCUCUAAAUGAUAAAAUGUAUUAUCGCUCAUUGGGGUAUGCAGAUGUUAAAUGGGUUCUGCUAGAUAGCAUAUAGUGACAAAUAUUGUAUUGCUCAUGGUGAAUUGUGCCAAAUAAAAUCACAGUCACGCCCUUGAUAGGAGAAACUUGAAUAGAAAAAAAUGCUUCUGAUUCACUGCAAUACCUACCAACAGGUAUAUAUUUCGCCGUCACAAGCUUCUACCGAAAAAUUGUUGGAAUCGUAUCGUAUUCAGAGAUAUUCUCAUUUGAGAGUUAAGAAAUCGUAUCGUAUCUACGUGUGAAGCUGGUGACUUUAGAAAACACUUUUGUGUUCCAUCUUCGAUUAAAAUUAGCCAAACCACAGAACAGAAGGACAGAGAUGUGCGACAGUUUUUCGCACGCCAGUUAUCGUAGUGCUGGCACGCACGAACGAGCACAGCGAAAUCAUAACACAAUUGAUGUGAUCACGUGGCAUACUCGUUCGUAAACAAUCUAGAAAUCACAGAUUUCCACCAUCCGAUUACAAACACAUCCUCUCCGAUUAACAUACACACCCUUCCCCAUCUACCAGCAAAAGAGCUAGUCAUUGAUCUGGCAAGUGGGUUCUGGCUCGGUACGUAGUGGUAAGACGUGGUGUAGCAGAUGAGGAGAACGGGUGUUCAGAUCCGUAAUCUUGAUUCCCGCAUUAGUAUACGACGCAGUUUAAACAGUCCACUGAGGUCUAUGCAGUGGUCUGCUCUGAGACGUCGAUCAGAGGCACACUGUUUGAUAUAGUACUUGAUGUAACAACUAAACCAAAUCUAGUGAGAUGUACAGCAAUGCCCA